This is a messenger RNA of Sycon ciliatum, 939 nucleotides long. RefSeq names its product ryncolin-1-like. The coding region runs from base 1 to 939 and encodes 312 amino acids. The record is from RefSeq and is a predicted model, not a curated record. The transcript is spliced from 3 exons. Lineage: Eukaryota; Metazoa; Porifera; Calcarea; Leucosolenida; Sycettidae.
AUGACUGAAGAUAGCGAGGUGGACACCAAGUAUAGCGCUGUUAUAGGUAAGGUGGCCCCUGUGCUGCAAGCAAUGGCAAAGCAGGUGAUCUUGGAGCAAUGUGGACCUGAGAUGAAGACGUACCUGAUCGAACGGCAGUGCUAUGGGAUGUCUCUGCGUCUGGUUCAGGAGCACAGCGCGUCUUACCAGGUCGCACACGUACGACAGGGUGAUACUGCCAGGAAGCCAGUGAAACGAUCAGAUCCGAGGCCCACUGCGUCGGUGCGGUGCUUGGCGAUAUCGGCCACAGACGCCGAGAAGCGGCUGGAGUCUAUGCUAAAGGAAAGGAGAAAGGCGUUUCUGCGACAAGAGAGACCGUCCUGGAACUGCCUCAACAAGAGACUAGCAGUAUACUGUGAUCGAGAGACUGAUGGAGGUGGCUGGAUUGUGUUUCAGAGAAGACAGGAUGGCUCAGUGGACUUUUACCGUGACUGGAAUGCAUACAAACGAGGAUUCGGAUCAGCGUCUGGAGAGUUCUGGCUGGGUCUAGAUACACUACACUAUCUGACGUCACAAGCUGGUAGUACUUAUGAACUGCGUAUUGAUAUGGUCUUCAAGACAACUGGAGAGAAGCAUUACGGCAAGUGGUCAACAUUCCUUGUUGAAGGUGAAGCUAACAAUUACAGACUUCAUAUAUCAGGAUUCUCAAGCCCUUCCUUGACGGACAUGAUGAAUUACCACAAUGGACAACAGUUCAGUACUCGAGAUCGUGACCAUGACUCUAGUAGGGGUGACUGUUCUAAUGCACACAAAGGUGGUUGGUGGUAUAACAACUGUCACCAUGUCAAUGUCAAUGGAUUGUAUGGACGUAGAGAUGGAGACCUAACUGGCGUAGUGUACUAUCAAGGCGGGUACAAGAGUUUGAAGUUUGUGGAAAUGAAGCUAAGAAGGCGUGGCUAA